This is a messenger RNA of Impatiens glandulifera, 2394 nucleotides long. Its product is annotated as pentatricopeptide repeat-containing protein At5g14080. The transcript has 2 exons. Gene Ontology annotation, molecular function: protein binding. NCBI's taxonomy places the organism in Eukaryota, Viridiplantae, Streptophyta, Magnoliopsida, Ericales, Balsaminaceae. The record is from RefSeq and is a predicted model, not a curated record. Bases 44 to 1915 code for a protein of 623 amino acids.
AAAAGAAAGAAGCUGCGACACUCACCGGAGGGGAUUCUGCCCGAUGUCGCCGCCGUUGACAGAAUUAGCAAAUCGGAUUAGCCGAGUUUUGAUUUCAUCUUCCAGACCUACGGGAUCAUGGAAUUCAUCGCUUGAACAAGCCCUACACCAUCUCGGCUGCCGCCAUUCCUUGACUCACUCACUCGUAGCUCGAGUCAUCCAUCCGCUUCUCCAAGGCCACCACUCUCUCGCACUCGGCUUCUUCAAUUGGGCCUCACAGCAACCCCGUUUCUCUCACAACUCUCUCACAUUCGGAACAAUCCUCAAAUCUCUAUCCAAUUCCCGCCAUCUCAACGUCAUUCACAAGCUCCUCAAGGACGCCAAAGCUCGCGAAAUUCAGCUUGAAGUCGACGUUUAUCGCUCUAUUAUUUCCACAAAUCUCCAAGCUAACAAAUCCCACGACGCUUUCUCCAUUUUCAAGACUGCUACAUCACAAAAUUCCGAUCUUGGACCGGAUACAUGUAACUCCCUCCUCGCCGCUUUAGCCUCUGACGGAAAUAUUACUGAUGCACGACAACUGUUCGACGAAAUGAUGCGCGCUGGUGUUUAUACCAACACGCUCGGUUUCGGCGUUUUCAUGUGGAAAUUCUGUGGGAAUGCGGAUGUGGUUGAGAUUCUUAGUUUGUUGGACGAGGCCAGGAAGGGACAACACUCGUUAAUCAAUGGUUCGAUCGUUGCAGCUCUUAUUGUUCAUGGACUUUGUCUGAAAGGCAGGACAAAAGAUGCUUUCUGGAUAUUAGAAGAGUUGAGGACAAGGGAAUGUAAACCUGACUUCAUAUCAUAUAGAAUUGUUACAGAAGGGUUUCGUCAAGAGAGAAACGUGGUGGAUGUGAUGACGGUCUUGAAAAGGAAACGUAAGCUAGGUGUAACGCCCAGGGCUAACGAUUACAGACUGUUCCUCCUUGAAUUGAUAUCUGAGAAACGGAUCAAGGAAGCAAAUGAACUGGGUCAAAUUAUUGUAAGUGGAAAUUUCCCAAUCGAUGAAGGUAUGCUUAACUCUUUAAUUGAGUCAGUUUCAACAGUUGAUCCCCAUUCUUCAGUUUUCUUACUCGAGUCUAUGAUAACAAUGGAGAAACUUCCACCCAUUGCUACACUAACCAUUUUGUGUAAGAACCUAUGCAAACAUGGAAAAAUAGAUGAAAUGAUGGAAAUUUUCAAAAUGCUAUCAAGUAAAGAAUACUUUUCUGACUUGGAGAGUUAUCUUGUGAUGGUUUCAUUUCUCUGCAAAGCUGGGAAGGUAAGAGAAGCAUAUGAGAUUAUAAAGGAGAUGAAGAAGAAGAAGGGAAUCAGUCCAGAUUUGUCGUUUUACAAUUGCAUUAUGGAAGCAUGUUGCAGAGAAGAUCUUUUACGUCCUGCUAAAAGAUUAUGGGAUGAAAUGUUUGCCAAUGGAUGUCCUGGAAAUUUGACAACAUAUAAUAUUCUUAUCCAUAAAUUCUCGGAAAUAGGUCAGAUUGAUGAUAGUCAGAGACUGUAUAGCCAAAUGAUGGAGAAAGGGAUAAAACCAGACGAAAAGACAUAUAAAUACCUUCUUGAAGGACUUUGCAAAGAAAGAAAGCCUGAAGUUGCCAUUGAACUCUUCUACAAGUGUAUUGAACAGGAAAGUAUACUGCCUACAUUUAUCCAAUCUCUGUGUGAACAAGGUUACUUUACUGUUGCGUCUAGCCUACUUUGCAACCUUCCUUCUGAUAUUGCAGCCUCAAACUGCCAUUUGACGUUUCUGAAAGCUUCUACUGAAGCAGGCGAGCUUCCAUAUGCUAGAGAACACUUGAAGUGGAUACGGAAGAACUCCUCGCCAUCUCUGUUGGACGCCAUAACUUGUGAUUACAAUGAACCUAUGUUGGACUUGUUUCAAAUUGGUCAAGCACAGGCAUUCUGAAAUCUGAAUAUACAUGAAUGGAUAGUCAUUGCAGCCUCAAACUGCCAUUUGAAAUCUUCAACUGAAGCAGGCGAGCUUCCAUAUGCUAGAGAACACUUGAAGUGGAUGCGGGAGAACUCCUCGCCAUCUCUUGUGAUUACAAUGAACCUAUGUUGGACUUGUUUCAAAUUGGUCAAGCACGAGCAUUCUGAAAUCUGAAUAUACAUGAAUGGAUAGUCAUUGCAGCCUCAAACUGCCAUUUGAAAACUUCAACCGAAGCAGGCGAGCUUCCAUAUGCUAGAGAACACAUGAAGUGGAUGCGGGAGAACUCCUCGCCAUCUCUGUUGGAUGCCAUAACUUGUGAUUACAAUGAACCUAUGUUGGAAUUGUUUCAAAUUGAUCAAGCACAGGCAUUCUGAAAUCUGAAAGUACAUGAAUUGAUAGUUAUUGCCUCAGAUUUGUUAUUUUGUAAUGGUUAUCACUGGUCAUGAACUUCAUCA